Spirodela intermedia is the source of this 2823-nucleotide messenger RNA. The record is from the annotation of a GenBank genome assembly. NCBI's taxonomy places the organism in Eukaryota, Viridiplantae, Streptophyta, Magnoliopsida, Alismatales, Araceae.
AUGGGGAAGCUGAGGGCGAGGGACCCCGUCAACGUCCUCUUUGGAUGGGUGCGGAGGCAAUCGGUGAAGGUGAAGGCCUUCCUCGGCGCCGUCACAGCGCUCAUCGUCCUUGCGGCGCUGAAGCUGACCGUGCGUGACCACAACCACUUCUUCGUCGCCUCGGAGGCUGUCCACGCCGCCGGGAUCCUCGUCCUCGUCUACAAGCUCGCCCGCCAGAAGACAUGCUCGGGUGAGUUUCUCCGCGAGCGGGACCCCUACCGCCCGUCUCCUAUUCGCGUGCUUGUUUUUGGGAAUUAUUUUUCUGGGGAAGGGAUGGAGGGUAUCGUGCUUGGUUUUCUGGAUCGCGGGAUUCCCAACUAUUCCCGUCAGGUAUCGUCGGAUCGCUGAUCAGGGAUUUUCGAAGUGGGAAAUAAUUUUUUACUUCCAAAUGGGUUUUUCUAAAAUAAGGAUUCAUAUUGAAAUAUAUCUAAUUCCCAGGUGAAUCAGGUGAUCGACGUGAUGUGUUCUUUCAGGUGAUCACCAGGCCAUUUUUCAACGACUCGCAGGUUCCAAGUGGGUUAACAGAUAAUUAUUUCAUGCAAAUGAAACCGCGUAGUCGGUCUUCUGGGGCAUUGUUCGAUAGUUCUAAGAUUAGGCACUAAAUUAAAUUAAAUUAAAUUUCUUCGUAUUAUUCUAUGCCGAACUUCUGGGUAUCCUAGUCACUAGGUAGGUGCAAAAAAAUCAGUUCCCACUGAGUAUUCACUUUUUUUGCAUUCCCCAUCUGUUAUUAUUUUGUUGUAUAUAAUCUACGAAUUCUUUUUUUUAUUUUCUAUACUCCACCCUCAGAAUAUUCCCCAUCGGUGUGUUAAAAUCACAAGAAUCCAGGUCAAAUAUCGACCAGGAUUCCACUCAGGGGAACAUGAGAUAUCUUCUUCGAAGCUCCCAUAAUCUGAUCACGAAAAUAUUAAUUUUUCCAAUUUCUUUUUUCCUGCAGGUCUUUCUCUGAAGACUCAGGAGCUCACUGCGCUGUUUUUAGCUGCGAGGCUGUAUUGCAGCAUGGUGAUGGAAAAGGACAUCCACACAGUCCUGGAUUUUACGACGCUUCUCUUCACCAUGUGGGUCAUUUACAUGAUGCGCUUUAAACUGAAGUCAACCUAUGUCGAGGACCUAGACAAUCUGCCGAGAUAUGCUCUGGUAAUCAUGCCUUUCCAUUAACUCUUCGAACAUAGUCAACUCUGAACAUAAAAAUAAAUAUUUUCUAUAAAAUAUUCCUUCACUGAACCUGAUUUCCCUUUCUUUUUUCUCUACCAAAAGUCGGAACUUGAAUUCACGGCUUGCUGUUAGUCAUCAGAUUUUUAUUUUUUCUUAUGGCCUCAUUUUUAAUUUUUUUUCAAACCGUGUAAUAUCUUCUUCAGUAAUUGGGAAUAUUCUUUAGCUGAAGCUCAUUUCCCUUGUGUUUCUCAAAUAAUGUGAUGUUUCACCUCGCAUCCCAGUCGGGGCUUCCUGUUAGUCUUCAGCUCUAAUCUCUUCCAUCUCCUCCUGAGAGCUUCAAUGCUCUUCCAUCUCCUCCUGACUCAUGAACGAUCAGCUGUUCCCCAAGGAAAAGAAAGAGUCUUCUCAUAGAACCUGGUUAUUUUUUAACGCGCCAUCUGCAUCUGUAUUUACUGGGGAUUCCCCGCAGGUGGUUCCAUGCAUACUCUUGGCCCUCCUCAUCCACCCAUAUGCCCAGAGCUUCCGGGUUAGUUACAUCAUCUGGGCUUUCACCGUGUACCUGGAAGCUAUAUCGGUGCUGCCCCAGCUUCAUGUGAUGCAGAACGCAAAGGUACGAUAUGCCACAGCUUGCCAUUUUAUCUGGAUAAUUUCCAUUUAUUCACGAUGAUUAGUUUAUCUAAUGUUUUCUGGUGAGUAGAUGGUCGAGCCUUUCACUGCCCGUUAUGUUUUUGCGCUGGGGGUUGCAAGAUUCUUGGGCUGUGCGCACUGGAUUCUUCGGGUAUGACAUGCAUUUUCUUGCAUAUUUUUUUCGUACAUUUUUUAUAAUUUACCCGAGCUGGAUCUUGGGAGGUACCUAAUAUCUUUCUAAUCAAUUGAAAACCUUACUAAACACGUAUGAAACUAAGGUGUGAAACCUAGGUACCACUCAUGAAUGGAUGCUCGGAUAUCCAUUAAGACAGUAAUAUAGGCAUUGUCCACCCGGAUAUUCUGUGGACAGUCUAUAAUUUCUGCUUGGAUAUCCAUUAAUGCAUGCAUGAGCUCAAUCUUUUAAAGGUCUGCUAUGAUACCUAAUUAUGUGCAUUUUAUCUGAUUUAAAUAAUUAUUUUUUACACUAAUCAUGUAGAACCAACAUGCUGGAUAAUCAAACUCCAUUUGACAUGAAAACUUAGGAUAAUCAGGGUCCCCGCAGAGAAAUUGGAGGAAAUAGAGGUGAAUUAGGACCCACCCUUUGCUCAUCUUCUCGCAAGGAUCUUUCCCCGAGAACCCACCCGCAAAACGUGCUCAGAUGCAAUCUAUUUGACCUCUGACGAUCAUCAGGAGAGAGGCUCUGUUCUUCAGUUCUACCUCUGAACCAAGGUUGUUGAUUCACCCCAGAUCGUCGAAUCGCGAGGAAAUUUCUUCACGGAUUUGGGGUCUGGAAUGUUCUGGGUACCCAUGGUUCUGCUGGCCGAAGUCGUCCAGACCUUCAUACUGGCCGACUUCUGCUACUACUACGUCAAAAGGUCAGCCCACCUCCCCCUGAACCUUCUCCACUCAAGAUAACUGAUGGGCUGCCUACUGAAGUUGACUCCCCCUCUCUGUGACAGCGUCAUGUACGGCGACCUCCUGCUGAGGUUCCCCUCUUCUGUUUGA